Molecule: messenger RNA, 1170 nt
Organism: Lodderomyces jiufengensis
Lineage: Eukaryota; Fungi; Ascomycota; Pichiomycetes; Serinales; Debaryomycetaceae
Exons: 1
Coding region: 1-1170 (389 amino acids)
Source: RefSeq, a predicted model, not a curated record
AUGAGUAGUAAGCAAUACCCUAGCCUAAGACCUAAUGCAGGUAGAAGAACAUUGGGAAGCUCACCUUCAGCACCAGUAAUAAUAAGUGCACCCAAAGAUGAAACGGGGCUCCUUCCAUACAGUACCAGAAAAGCUCUGGAUAAUGUAUUAAUGAAUAGUCUUUCAUCAUCACCAUUCAAAGACAUAGAGAAACCUCAAUACUCAACUAAAAGGAAACAAGAGAAAGAGAAGAAAAAGAAAGAAAAAGUCAUCCUAAUACAUAAUACAAACGGAGGUUGGACUCCAAGUCCUAAAAAAAAGAAAAGAUCCAUACUAGAUAGUUCAAGUCCCCUCAAACAAGAUUCAAAUCCACUAGAAAGAAAUACAUUCCCCAAUUUUCCAAUAAAUGUAAAAGACAAUGAUUCAGAUGAUGAUAAUGAUGAUGGAUUUGGAACUGUUUCAAUUCAAGACAUAAAAAAGUCACCUAAAAAAACACCAGAAAAAUCAGUAUCAGAGAUAAAUUUAGAUCUAACGGAUGAUGAAGAUGAUGAUAUAUUUAAAACCGUUAAGGUCAAUAAAAAUAAACCUAAAAAACCUUCAAAAUCACAAGAUGCAAAUAUAGAACCUGUUAAUUUAAUCCACGAAUUUGAAUUGAAAAAAUAUGGAACCAAAAAAGAUAUACUAAGGAAACAUAAACAUUUAAAUAUUCCCCACUCAAUAAGAUCAAGAAAGAAAUUAUUAAAGAGAGCAUCAAGAUAUUAUAAAGUCAUACCAGAAAUACUAGCAGGUAAAAUAGAUCCAUCGAUAUAUUAUGAGAGAGCUAAAAGAGAAAGUGAAAAAUCAAAUCAUGAUACAAUGAUAGCAAAAGAUAAAUUAAAAAUCAAUUGGGAAUCUUUUUAUGGUGGGUACUACGGGUUCCAAAGACAAUCAAUAAUAGGUAGUGAUAUUUUCAAAAAAUUUGAAUCUAGUCUAAAAAAAUCAAGUUCUUCAAAUAAUACAGUUAAAUAUUGGUCACCUUCAAGUUUUGCUAUUCAUGUGCUAGCUAAUGAAAUUAUUAUAAGAUUGAUUAUAGAAGAUUUGAAAUGUAAUUUUGAAAAAGCUGAGGAGGUUUGUCAAGAAACUACUGAUUAUGGUAUUAUUAUUGCAGAUCAAAUUGAAAUUGAGAAUGAUCUUGCUUUUGAUGAUAAUUAA